CGGGCGAUUGAAUUAAGAAACAACUUUCUUUCUUUAAACCCAUUUAAAAUUCAUUCAAUUCCUGAUUCAAUCAAUUGAAAGUGCUAAAAUGGAAGGCCUUUAUUUCAACAUCGAUUAUGGUUUUGUCGAAGGGGUUGUUCGAGGUUAUAGAACUGGUCUCUUGGGUAACAAUCAAUAUGUUAAUUUAACUCAAUGUGACAAUUUAGAAGAUUUAAAACUUCAACUCAGUUCCACUGAUUAUGGGAAUUUUUUGGCUUCGCAUUCAGGUCCAUUAUCCACUCUGAUAAUUCAAGACAAUAUGUCGAAAAAACUUUAUCAACAAUUCCAAUACUUGCGUUCGCAGGCUUCUGGUAAGUUGAGUAAAUACUUAGAUUACAUUAGUUAUGGAUAUAUGAUCGAUAACGUUUCUCUUAUGAUCACAGGAACUUUGCAUGAACGUGAUUGCUCGGAAAUCUUGGCCAAAUGUCAUCCAUUGGGAUGGUUUGAAACCUUGCCCACCUUGAGUAUUGCCACCGAUAUUGAAUCCUUGUAUAGUACCGUUCUUGUUGAUACUCCAUUGGCUCCAUUUUUCAAAAAUUGCUUGACUGCAGAUGAUUUGGAUGAUUUAAACAUUGAAAUCAUUAGAAAUAAAUUGUAUAAGAAUUACUUGGAACUGUUUGUUGAAUUCAUUGAAAAGGAAUUCGAUGGUCCAGAUUACGAAAUCAUGGGGAAAUUGCUUUCCUUUGAGGCCGAUAAGAGAGUCAUUAAUAUUGCCUUGAACUCUUUAAACAACCCGGAUUUGUCCAGUGAUGAUAAGUUGAGUUUGUUCCCCCUGUACGGGAAAUUAUACCCAUUGUAUCACCGUGAAUUGGCCGAAGCGGAAGAUGUAGAACAAUUGAAGUCCAUCAUCGAUGGUGGUGACUACAAGGAAUUGUUUAACGGUGGUGGGAACAACAGUAGUAGCAACGAAAACGGAGGUGGUUCCAAUCUUGAAGAUUGGUUCUAUCUCCUUGAAAUGCAAUACUGUAAAAAUGCAUUCACUCAACAAUUCACAUUGUCUUCAGUUUGGGCCUGGUUGAGAUCCAAGGAGCAGGAAAUCAGAAAUGUCACCUGGAUUGCUGAAUGUAUUGCCCAGAACCAAAAGAACAGAAUUGACAAUUACAUUUCUGUUUACUAAGUGGGGCACUGAGAUCUAAUCGUUUUAUAAUCUUGUUACCCCCACCCCCACCUCCAUUCCCAGCCACAUAAAUCUUGUUUAAUUCAUCGUUGUAUAGACUAUUUAAAAAUAUAAAAAGGGGUCGAUAUGGCCAGAUAGUUUAC
Molecule: messenger RNA, 1299 nt
Organism: [Candida] anglica
Lineage: Eukaryota; Fungi; Ascomycota; Pichiomycetes; Serinales; Debaryomycetaceae
Source: the annotation of a GenBank genome assembly